CUUCGGUUUGUCCGGUGACCACCAAUAAUCUUUCGUUCACAACGUCGGUUAUCUUUGAACGAUGUGCAAACACAUUCUAAACGCGCAAGUUUCCAUCCGAGCGCCCUGCUGCAAGAAAUGGUUCGACUGUUCCGACUGUCACGCUGAAUCCGAGGCGCAUCCACUGGCACGGACGACCGAGAUGGCGUUUAUAUGCAAAAAAUGCAAGAAGGCUUUCCGUAAAGACAUGACAAGCUACGAGGAGAGUGACGAAUAUUGUCCGCAUUGUGAUAAUCAUUAUGUCAUUGAAGCAAAGACGCCGCAAGCGAUUGUCGGUGUAGAGGGUGAUGAUGCUAGGGUGGAUGCUAGAAUGCUAAAAGACGAUCGGGUGAAGCAGACAAAGAAUCGGACCAUCUUUUCUCGAGAUGAUUUCGAGGACCGGCUAGGAUGAACGUGGAUAACGAUUUUUCCGUCGUCUGAGAGUUAAUUCAUUCUAAGUUAUGUCAUCACAGCUAAGCACUUCAUUCACCGACAUCAUACGCGACGUCAAAAACUUAUAUCUCACAAUCCUAGUUCCACUGUUGCUGUUCUAGCGAGAUCCUUUUUAACCGACGCGCAAAGAGUACAUCGUUGUUCGUUGAUGCAGUUCUAGAAAGACGUCCCUAAGCACAUGUCGCUAAUGAGCCAAUGUUGUUUCUCUCGUCGUAAGAGGCAUUCAAAGCAUUUCUCAGAGUAUCUUCCAUUAGCUGAUAUACAUUCCUAUGUACUGUCUUAUCAAUCUAUCGGCGAGCUUGCAAUUGUUGUC
This is a messenger RNA of Guyanagaster necrorhizus, 784 nucleotides long. RefSeq lists its product as uncharacterized. Gene Ontology annotation, biological process: protein import into mitochondrial intermembrane space. The transcript has 4 exons. Gene Ontology annotation, cellular component: mitochondrial intermembrane space. NCBI's taxonomy places the organism in Eukaryota, Fungi, Basidiomycota, Agaricomycetes, Agaricales, Physalacriaceae. The coding region runs from base 62 to 430 and encodes 122 amino acids. Gene Ontology annotation, molecular function: zinc ion binding. The record is from RefSeq and is a predicted model, not a curated record.